AUGUCAUCCUUCUCUGUAGCCGCCAAGUCUAUGGUCGAGCAACCCAGCUAUCCAAACCUUCAGUUCGCCGCCGUCUGUUGGUGUUUUUUCUUGGAGGGAUGGAACGAUGGAACGACGGGUCCACUGAUCCCUGUCAUUCAAGAGUCUUACCAUAUCAACUUCGCCAUCGUUUCUUUACUCUUCGUUUUCAACUGCAUUGGCUUUAUCGUUGGUGCUGGAGCGAACGUAUAUCUUAAUGAAAGAUAUGGCUUAGGGAAGGUCAUGUUCAUUGGUUCACUGUUUCAAGUCGUGUCAUACGCGCUGGAGAGCCCACAACCACCCUUCCCGGUUAUGGUCCUGGCGUACAUUUUGGCUGGUUUCGGCAUAUCAUUACAAAAUGCUCAAGGUAACGGCUUCGUUGGUAGUCUUAAAGAACAUAAAACGACGAAACUCAAUAUGCUUCAUGCUGCAUACGGCAUGGGCGCGUUCGUUUCUCCAUUAGUUGCAACCCAGUUUUCAUAUGAACGUCACUGGUCGUAUCACUUCCUCAUCUCCACCGGCAUCGCGGUCUCGAAUUCGGUUGUCCUCGCAUUGGUAUUCCGCUUCAAGACGCAAGAGGUUCUCCUCGCGGAGGCGGGCCAGGAGCCUGGUGAGUCUGAUGCUGCAGGAUCACGGGGCACAAACUUGUACAGAUCGAUCCUUAACAUCAAAGCCGUACAUUUCCUUGCCAUUUUUGCCCUCAUCUAUAUCGGCACUGAGGUUACUCUGGGUGGCUGGAUUGUUACGUUUGUUAUCAAUGAAAGAGAAGGUGGCAAGAACGCGGGAUACGUCUCAUCUGGUUUCUUUGGUGGACUGACUCUGGGCCGAUUGUGCCUUAUAUGGUUCAGCAAGAAGGUUGGAGAGCAUCGCGUCGUCUUUGUGUAUACUCUACUCGCCAUAGCACUGGAAUUGACCGUGUGGUUUGUUCCUUCCAUCAUCGAGAACGGAGUUGCAAUCUCCUUUGUCGGUUUACUACUAGGGCCCAUGUUCCCGAUACUCGUCUGUCACGCGGCACGGAUCUUACCCGCGUGGCUGCUGACUGAAAGUGUCGGGUGGAUCACCGGGGUCGGUAUGUCGGGAUCGGCGGCCCUGCCUUUCUUCACGGGUUUAUUAGCAUCUCGUUAUGGAAUUCGGUCAUUACAGCCAUUAGUCGUUUCGAUGAUGUGCACGCUGGUGGGCGUCUGGGCACUUGUACCGAGGACAAGACGCAUAGACUGA
Messenger RNA from Desarmillaria tabescens, 1236 nucleotides. Its product is annotated as MFS general substrate transporter. Gene Ontology annotation, cellular component: membrane. Gene Ontology annotation, molecular function: transmembrane transporter activity. Gene Ontology annotation, biological process: transmembrane transport. Bases 1 to 1236 code for a protein of 411 amino acids. NCBI's taxonomy places the organism in Eukaryota, Fungi, Basidiomycota, Agaricomycetes, Agaricales, Physalacriaceae. The transcript has 15 exons. The record is from RefSeq and is a predicted model, not a curated record.